AUGUCAUUCUACACUUCCGCUCCAGCUAGUAUUUCAAAACCUGUUCAGUCAGAACUCGCAGUGCAAAGACAAUUAUUAGACAUAAUUAGUCUUCCCAAAACAUGUCUAAUGACUUUCGAUGGAAAUACCAUGGAUUAUUGGGUGUUGAUGAACGCUUAUGAUAGUGCAGUUGGACGGUCCUCGGCGAGUGAUGGUGUGAAAUUAAACAGAUUGUUACAAUACUGUACUGGCAAGGCUGCUCAGGUUGUUAAACCGUGCGGUAAAAUGAAUGCUACAGAAGAAUAUGCGCGUGCCAGAGCGUUAUUAAAAGAACGGUUCGGAAAUAAUUAUAUGAUCUCUGAGGCAGAAGUGAAGAGGCUCACCGAUGGUCAACCCAUAAAGUCGAAUGAUGGUCAAGCUUUGCGUGGUUAA
Ylistrum balloti is the source of this 411-nucleotide messenger RNA. RefSeq lists its product as uncharacterized. The transcript has a single exon. The record is from RefSeq and is a predicted model, not a curated record. Bases 1 to 411 code for a protein of 136 amino acids. Lineage: Eukaryota; Metazoa; Mollusca; Bivalvia; Pectinida; Pectinidae.